UUAAAAUAUCUUCUCAAGAACCACUGGGCUAUACUAGGAAAGUACAAAUUUACAUGAAAGCUUUCUGACACAGUGCACAGAUUCGAAUUUGUUAAAAUCAUAACCCCUAGGGUAGGAUGGGGCUGCAAUAGGGUAUCAAAGUUUAACAUACAUAUAUUUAGAAUCUUUAAAAGUCUUCUCAAGAACCACUGGGCUAGAAAGUUUUCAUUUACAUGAAAGCUUCUUGACAUAGUGCAGAUUCAAGUUUGUGAAAAUCAUGGCCCCUGGCGGUAGGUUUGGGUCUAAAUACACUGUAGGGAUCAAAGUUUUACAUGUAUGCGAAUAUAUAAGGAAAAUCUUUAAAUAUGGGCCAAGGUGAUUCAGGCGUGCGAUGUGGCCCAUGGGCCUCUUGUUUGUUUUUUAUAUAGAAAGGAAGUCCCAUUUUUGCCAUGUUCCCCCUCUAAUUCUUGGGUAGAAAAGGUAUUGUGGUGGUCUGGCGGGUUCGAUCCCCAGAACGGGCUUUUCUUUUGGGUUGUGGAAAAAUGAAUGCAAAUAAUGAAAUAUGCCGACACAUUUUGAUAAUUGAUACAUCGUUUAAAAUUUAAAUUACAACCCUUCCAGAUAGUAUCAUGAUUUUGCUUGCAGGGGGUGUGAUUUCAAUUUCAAUUUUUAAUUAUGUAUUAAUUACGAAAACAUUUUCAUCUUUUUCUCCAGAAUCACAAUGUUUUAAUCCAAACUUGGCACAAAGUAUCCUUGGAUUAAAGGCUCCUAAGUUUGUUCAUUUCAGGAUUUAUGCACCCUAACUCGCAUUUAGGGAGUAUAUACAGUAAUUAAAAAAUCUUCUCAAGAACCACUGGACUAGUAAAGAAAAAAAACUGUGUUCAAAUCAUGGACGCACGGAUGAAGGUGGCGCCAUUAGGCCAAUUCAACUUAAUUAGUAGAUUAUCAUCCGAGGUCACAAAAAAUAUGGGGCGGAUGGGAGGAUCAUUUUCUCCAGACCAUGCAAGCAUCCACAGGUUAAAGCCAAUAAUAGGUGAGACAAUUGAACCGUGGAUGACACCAAUCCUGCACUAAACAGUGUCAGACAUGUGGCUGCCAGUGUUUAUCUCCCUUGUCGCAGUAUUCAUCACAGUAAAAUACAUGCUGAGUCGAUUGCGGCUCAAACAGAAAAACAGUGAACUUUAUGUACUUAUAACUGGUUGUGACAGUGGCUUUGGCUAUUUAGCGGCAAAGAUGUUUGCUAGCAGAGGAAUACAUGUGUUUGCGGGAUGUCUCAAGGAGUUUCAAUCUGACACGGGACCCUCUGAGCUUUUGAUCCCGAUUCUGUUAGAUGUCACCAACGAGGAACAGAUCAAGAACACCGUUAAAACCGUAUCAGAUCGACUUCCUCCAAACCACGGACUGUGGGCUGUUAUAAAUAAUGCUGGAGUUGCCCUGCACACAGGACUUUGUGAGGCGCAAACCCCGGACAACUUUAAGGACUGUUUAAAUGUCAAUUUCUUUGGAAUGGUCAUGGUGGUCAAACACUUCCUUCCGCUUCUGCGCAAAUCUUCAGGGCGCAUCAUCAACAUGGCUAGUAUUGCUGGGAGAUUUGCUUUUCCUAUGUCAUCUCCGUAUGUUGUUUCUAAAUUUGCAGUGGAAGGUUACUCAGAGUGUUUAAGACGGGAGCUUUAUCAUCAGGAUGUAUCUGUACAUGUUAUAGAACCGGGAAUAUUUGAUACCGGUAUUCUCGAUCGCGCGCAGCCUGUUGAGUUUUCAAAGAGUACAUUUGACUCACUCUCAGAGGAAGCAAAAGAUUACUAUGGCAGGGACUUUAUCCAGAAAUCAUGGGAAAAAAUGGGCCUAAUCAAGGGCAGUAAGGACCUCAGUCAAGUAACAGAGACCUACUACCAUGCCGUCACCGCCCGAUACCCCCAGGCAUACUACAGGGUGGGCUGGGAUGCCCAGACUUUGUUUACCGUUCUCAUCCAUCUACCCGUGUGUGUCUCAGAUUUCCUGAUCACGUGGAGACAAGCCAAACUUGCUGGUGUUCAUUGAUGACUUACAGGGCUGCAAACACCAACGCUAACAUACUAACUAAAUGUAUAAACUGUACCGUGAGGUAGUGCCCGGAUACUUAAUGUAUAAGCUGUACCGUGAGGCAGUACCCGGAUACUUAAUGUAUAAACUGUACCGUGAGGCAGUGCCCGGAUACUUAAUGUAUAAGCUGUACCGUGAGGCAGUGCCCGGAUACUAAAUGUAUAAACUGUACCGUGAGGCUGUGCCCGGAUACUAAAUGUAUAAACUGUACCGUGAGGCAGUGCCCGGAUACUUAAUGUAUAAACUGUACCGUGAGGCAGUGCCCGGAUACUAAAUGUAUAAGCUGUACCGUGAGGCAGUGCCCAGAUACUCAAUGUAUAAACUGUAUCGUGAGGUUGUGCCCAGAUACUUAAUGUAUAAACUGUAUCGUGAGGUUGUGCCCGGAUACUAAAUGUAUAAACUGUACUGUGAAGUAGUGCCCGGAUACUUAAUGUAUAAACUGUAUCGUGAGGCAGUGCCCGGAUACUUAAUGUAUAAACUACCGUGAGACCGUGCCCGGAUACUAAAUGUAUAAACUGUACUGUGAGACAGUGCCCGGAUACUUAAUGUAUAAACUGUACCGUGAGACUGUGCCCGGAUACUAAAUGUAUAGACUGUACCGUGAGGCAGUGCCCGGAUACUAACUUACUGUACAAGGAGACUGCAACAUUUGGAAUGGUGAGAAGGAUAGUUUUUCUAGAAAACCUGUUAAUCUGUCAGAAUUUGGGCCAAAUCGACGUAACAGUUUCUGAAAAUGAUUAUCACAGAACUAAUUUACUAUCACAUAUUGGUGAUGUUAUAUAACAUUGGACAUAAUUAGUUGUAUAUAUGACGAAUGUCACAAAAUCUGCAGACUUUAGAAAUCACAUCAACAAUAGGUCACGUGAUUCAAUAUGGCUGGAAAGUUCUAUAAAUUGAAAAGUAUGCAUUGUGUUAUCUGAACACAAGAUUUACAUAGGUAUUGUAUACACGUUUUAUCUAGUACAGUUUUGUAUAUGUUGCCGAUUACUAGUAAUUAAAAGUACAAAUUGUGUGCAAGACACAGUACGUGUAUUUGAUAUAUUGACAAGUGUCAUGCAACUGAAACUGCUUAAGAAUAUAUCAUAGAUCAUUAUUUUGUGCUUAUAUAUAUUUACAUUGUAUGCCUCAUGGGGGCUGUGUGUUUUUUAAAUAAAAUAUCUGGUAAAUACA
Ostrea edulis (European flat oyster) is the source of this 3228-nucleotide messenger RNA. RefSeq names its product dehydrogenase/reductase SDR family member 9-like. The transcript is spliced from 6 exons. The coding region runs from base 1066 to 2016 and encodes 316 amino acids. Gene Ontology annotation, molecular function: oxidoreductase activity. The record is from RefSeq and is a predicted model, not a curated record. NCBI's taxonomy places the organism in Eukaryota, Metazoa, Mollusca, Bivalvia, Ostreida, Ostreidae.